Molecule: messenger RNA, 2271 nt
Organism: Setaria italica (foxtail millet)
Lineage: Eukaryota; Viridiplantae; Streptophyta; Magnoliopsida; Poales; Poaceae
Product: (+)-neomenthol dehydrogenase
Exons: 4
Coding region: 20-958 (312 amino acids)
Cellular component (GO): membrane
Molecular function (GO): oxidoreductase activity, acting on the CH-OH group of donors, NAD or NADP as acceptor
Source: RefSeq, a predicted model, not a curated record
GAGAGAGAGAGAGAGAGAGAUGGGGAAGAAAGGGAAGGAGGCGGCGCGGGAGCGGCGCGAGCAGCGCCGCCGCGAGGUCACCCUGCUCCGCGCCCUCCCCUACGAGCCCCACCAGCGAUGGUGGGACCACCUGGAGCCGCGGGCUGUGGCGGUGGUCACGGGUGCCAACCGCGGGAUGGGGUUCGAAGCCGCCCGCCAGCUCGCGCUCCACGGCCUCCACGUCGUGCUCACCUCCCGCGACGCCGCCAAAGGCCAGGACGCUGCCGGGAGGAUCAUGGCGGAGGCUCCCGGAGAGGCGUCCGUGAGCGUGGAGUGGCGGCAGCUCGACGUGGCGGAGGCCGCGUCAGUGGAGGCCUUCGCGGCCUGGGCGCUGGAGACCCACGGCGGCAUCCAUGUCCUUGUUAACAAUGCAGGUGUAAACUUCAAUAAAGGACCAGAUAAUUCUGUUGAGUUCGCUGAGCAAGUUAUCAAGACAAAUUAUUAUGGCAUGAAACAGAUGACUGAUGCCAUGAUACCGUUAAUGAAACCCUCUCCCUAUGGUGCUCGGAUAGUGAAUGUCAGCUCAAGGCUUGGUAGAGUCAAUGGCAGACGGAAUAGAAUUGGUGAUGCAAUCCUCAGAGAUCAGUUAUUGAAUGAUGAUUAUCUAUCAGAGCAGUUAAUUGAUGAGAUGAUAACGAAGUUUCUUGAGCAAGUAAGGCAAGGUACUUGGUCCUCCAAUCAAUGGCCUCAGAUGUACACAGACUAUUCAGUCUCGAAGCUUGCUGUUAAUGCUUAUACACGACUCAUGUCAAGGAGGCUCUCAGAUCGGCCUGAAGGCCAAAAGAUCUACAUUAACUGUUUCUGCCCAGGGUGGGUAAAAACGGCCAUGACUGGUUUUGAAGGGAAUAUUUCUGCUGAAGAAGGUGCUGAUACAGGAGUAUGGCUUGCCUUGUUACCCUGUGAACAAGGCGACUCAUGAAGACUGGCAUGUUUAAGAGCAAUCAUAUGGCAAGCAGAUAGUCAAGAUCAUUGAUGGGUACCACUGUGUCACAUUGAUGGAAAGCCCAUGACCUCUAUUUCUGUUAAUUAAGGUGAUCUACGAAAUGUUUAUUGCUCAUGAAUGAAGUAUGAUAAAAGCGGAAUGUUCAUCAGGACCACUAGAAUGGCAACAGGGAAGCAUGACCAGCUGGCUGCCUCCUACUUGCGCUACAAGCUUGCAACAAUGACCUGUAUCGAAGUGCACACUGCACCACCAAGGGUUGCGUUGGGUUUUUGGCUACUUCACUAGCGACUAGCGAGUUUCUCUUCUUCAGUGGUACACGUCUGGUUGGUUUUACCAUCACAUUUGCGCUCCGGUCGAGAUGAGCUGUGGGAUUACUGUACCCUCAUGCAGACUGAAUUUGUGUAUUAUCUGGAACUUCGAGAUGGGAAGCAAAUUGGCUGUAAGCUCGCUGAAGAUGUCAGGGUCGAAUCAACAGGCUGUGUCAAUCAAGCUUAUCCCCUACUGCAGAUAAAGAUGCACAGAACCAUGCAUAUGUAUCCAUUGCAGCUUCCAGUCAUCCGAACCUGAAAAAUCCAGAGCAGGGCCAUGCCGGCCGGAAAACAAGGCAACAUGAUGCUGCAUAGCUGGUCUUCAGAGGGUCAUCGUCCUCAUGGUCCUGUGGGCGCCAUCGGUUUGUUGGUGUAGAAAGUAGAAACAGUAGGCAGGCGUCAACGGUGUCCGUUUAAUUCGGCAUCAGCCAGCCGCUGCCUUCACAUGUGGUGCUUGCUAGGGAUUCUGGGGCACCUCUACUUGUUGCCUGCCUGGACCCUGCCAUUUGCAUCCUCCAAAUCUCCAAUGCAGGUGCUGCUGAGCUCCAACUUGUUCACCAUGUAAGCUGGACUCAUUAAUCAGCUGAUGUAACACCGGCAAUCUAGCGAGCGCCUGAUUGAUCAGACAAGCAUACCUUUCCUUUUCCUAUGCAAGGAUGAUCAGUUCUCUGCCUGUUGGAUCUCGGGUGGGUACAUAGGCUUGGGCUCCUGCAUUCGCAGUGUCCUUUUCGUGCAAGUGGUUGUGACAUUAACUGGCCAACAAUCGAUGCGUUUUUCUUUGCUUCUUGAUCUGGAAAGGAUGGAGGUUCCGUUUCCAUCAUCUCUACCAAUCAGUCAGCUACCAGGGUUUUUCAUUCCACUAGCAUGGUGCUGCACCGUUGCCCUACCGUGGUUGUCCUUCAAGACAUGUAUGCUGGUGACCUGUAAAUACUACUAGUAGCGAUUAAUUAAGCAACACUAAGCCAUUGAUUCUUGUGAGCU